AUGAAGAACGUUCUCUCUCUUGUCUCGUUUGGGUUUCUGGCCCUGACCUCCACAGUAGCGAGUGCUCCAACCGCAUCUGCCUCGGCUGGAUCAGCUACGCCAGCAAGAUACUGCGUCCAUCUCCAGAUACCAGUUCAUGUGGUGACCACAAACACGCACUACAACCAGCCUCGGGUUGACAGUAACCUUGACGCCAUUGAUUGGACAGUAAAGACCACCACGUGGGACUUCAACUGGACUGCACAGGCCAAUGGGACUAAGCACGUCGACGAAAUAUUCGGCAUCAAUGCACAGCUUUGUGUUCCAUCGCGAAAAACUAAGAAAUCAAGUAUUCUACAAAUUGCAACCGCAGGUCAAGGCUUUGAUAAGCGAUACUUUGACGUAGAGACCAACCCCUCAGAGUAUUCUUAUGUUGAUGCAGUUGUUGCUAAAGGGUACUCUAUUCUAACUUACGAUCGACUCGGAACCGGGGCAUCUGAUAAACCAGAUGCUUAUGAUGUUGUCCAGAUUCCCACAGAUGUUGAAAUAUUAGCUGGCUUAACAAAGAUGGCUCGCAGCGGGAAGAUUAUCAGCUCAGCUACGGUACUCAAUGGGAGCCUGGUUUCCGACUUUAUACCUACAAAGAUUGUCCACGUGGGCCAUGCGUAUGGAUCAUAUAUGGGCACAUUCAUGCUGGCAAAAUAUGGCGACCUUGUUGACGGCGCCCUCCUGACAGGUCUACUCUUUAAUGACCAACUAGAGGACAACGGGAUCACCGUCCUGACUUAUAACCACGCAUUCCCUAGAGAGGUUAAUCCCAUCCUCUUUGCCGAUUAUGGCUCSGGCUACUUCAUAUUAGAUUCGGAGGAGACUCUUCAGAAACUCUUUUUCCAAAAAGCUAGCCUAGAUCCGGCGUUACUAGCAUAUGCCGAGAGCAUAAAGCAGCCCGAAACCGUAGGCCAGUACGCCACGGAGAACGCGCUUGAAAUUCCAUCGACGGCGGCCAAUUAUACAGGACCGAUUCUGUUCUUCAAUGGCGAGUUCGACAACUACGUCUGCAACGGUGACUGUAACGGUGUCCAAUAUCAGAACCAGACCGAGUAUAUUUAUGGAAAUGCAACCGAUCAGUUUUCCUUUUAUCUGCAGCCGAAUACUGGUCAUGCCACAGGGCUUUCUAUGAAUGCUUCUGCCGGCUAUGAGGUCAUGCUACAAUUUCUAGACUCUCGAGGCCUGGAAUCUCCAUUAUUCGCUACAGGUCUAGCAUGUGUCCUCUUUCCUUCUGGAUCGACGGGGAGGCCCAAGGGAGUCAUGACCGAGCACCAGGCAAUUGUACGACUAGUUAAGAACUUCAACCUCGCCGAAUCCGCAGGAAAGCCUCUACCUCAUAUGGCUGGUCUAUCCUUUGAUAUGUCUACCUGGGAAGUCUUCAUGCCUCUCCUAAGUGGUGGAGUGGUGGUUUGGAUUGAUGUGAUGACGGUCCUAGACUAUAAAGCCCUUAGCGAUGUGUAUGCCCGCAACCACAUGCGAGCUGCCAUGUUCACCCCUGCGUUUUUUAAACAGCGCGAAGAUCGUCUGGAUCCAAAGGAUGUCUUUCAGGCAAAGGAACUAACGCGAGGAGUCACCUUGAACGGAUACGGACCCACUGAGAACACAGGUGCUAGUACUAUUUACACAAUUCCAGAUAAGGAUGCAUUCGUAAACGGCGUGCCUAUUGGGACAUUCAAGGUAGCUCUGAAGCAUAUGAUAUGCAUGAUUUACAAUGCCGUCCCCAGAGUUGUAGUUGGGGAGCUUAUUGUCGCUGAGAAUGGGAUACAGUCUGGGCAUAUUGGACCGGGGAUUAUGCUCGAUGGAGACCGAUUUGAUGGGCAAUUGGAGUACUUUGGCCGUCGAGACGACCAGGUCAAAAUCCGCGGCCAUCGGGUGGAAAUGGGUGAGAUUGAACACACCCUCCUCUCCCAUCGCGUAGUACGCAGCGCUGCAGUCGUCAUGAACGGUGUGAGAGCAGAGGCUGACCUAUCGGCUUUUAUGACAUUGCAUCCGUUUCAAGACGACGUGGCGGAGACGGAACGACCCAGCUCAGAUGUCGCAUCCGCGUCGCCAACCGAGGUGAAUCACCAGACCUCAAGGACCCAUUCCUUCAUCCUGCCUUCCUCUCACGAUGCGUAUCCUCUAGCAUGCGCCGCCAAGAACCUGAAUGUAACCAUGAUCGGCAAGAUUAUCUUCAUUGGCAAUUGCGGGGUCAGAGCUGCCCCGGCAAGCACCACGAAAGACAACGUCUCGUCUGUCGUUAAGAAUGGCGUCACAUAUACCGUCUUCGAGCAUGCCGCGACUGGCGCUAAGAUGGAGUUUGUCAAGAACUCUGGUAUCUGUGAAACCACCCCGGGGGUCAAUCAGUACUCGGGAUAUCUCUCCGUUGGCAAUAACAUGAACAUGUGGUUCUGGUUCUUCGAGGCGCGAAACAAUCCCCAAACAGCUCCUCUGGCUGCCUGGUUCAACGGUGGUCCUGGAUGUUCCUCCAUGAUCGGCCUUUUCCAAGAAAAUGGCCCCUGUCACUUCGUUAACGGAGCCAGCACUCCCUCACUGAACGAGUAUAGCUGGAAUAACUACGCCAAUAUGCUCUACGUUGAUCAGCCCAUCGGUGUUGGUUUCUCCUACGGCACGGACGACGCGACUAGCACGGUGACUGCGGCACCCUACGUCUGGAAGCUGCUGCAGGCGUUCUACGCACAGUUUCCAGAGUACGAAAGUCGUGACUUCGCCAUCUUCACCGAGUCAUAUGGUGGACACUAUGGCCCCGAGUUCGCCGCGUACAUCCAGGAACAAAAUUCCGGUAUCGCGGCGGGAUCUGUCUCAGGUGAAAAUAUCAACUUGAUUGCCCUUGGUGUUAACAACGGUUGGAUAGACUCCACAAUCCAAGAAAAGGCCUAUAUCGACUUCAGCUACAAUAAUUCUUACCAACAGCUCAUCGACGACUCUCAGCGCACAAGCCUCCUUAGCGACUACAACGACCAAUGUCUUCCUGCUAUUCAACAAUGCGCACAAACAGGAAGUAACUCCGACUGUCAAAAUGCGGAUAACGUUUGCUACAAUACCAUCGAGGGACCAAUUAGUAGCUCGGGUAACUGGGACGUCUAUGAUAUCCGGGAGCCGUCGAAUGACCCAUAUCCACCUUCGACAUACUCGACCUAUCUGUCCAACUCCCGCGUUGUGAAGGCUAUUGGUGCCCAGACCAGCUAUCAAGAAUGUCCAAACGGGCCGUACAACAAAUUUGCAUCCACUGGUGACAACCCUCGAUCAUUUCUCUCUACACUCUCCAGCGUGGUCCAGUCCGGCAUUCACGUGCUAGUCUGGGCUGGGGACGCGGACUGGAUCUGCAACUGGCUCGGCAACUAUCGGGUUGCCAAUGCAGUGGACUUUUCAGGACACGCAGAAUUUAGCGCAAAGGACCUGGCACCAUACACGGUCAAUGGUACUGAAAAGGGCAUGUUCAAGAAUGUGGACAAUUUUUCGUUCCUUAAGGUAUAUGGCGCGGGACAUGAGGUCCCCUACUACCAACCAGCGACAGCUCUACAGGUAUUUGAGCAGAUCCUUCAGAAUAAGUCAAUUGUCUCAACUUGA
This is a messenger RNA of Talaromyces amestolkiae, 3597 nucleotides long. RefSeq lists its product as uncharacterized. The transcript has 13 exons. Lineage: Eukaryota; Fungi; Ascomycota; Eurotiomycetes; Eurotiales; Trichocomaceae. The record is from RefSeq and is a predicted model, not a curated record. Gene Ontology annotation, molecular function: serine-type carboxypeptidase activity. Gene Ontology annotation, cellular component: fungal-type vacuole. Bases 1 to 3597 code for a protein of 1198 amino acids. Gene Ontology annotation, biological process: proteolysis.